CCCCGGCAGUCAAAAGCAAUGAAAGUGACAACAGGGAGAGAAUCUCCCAGUUACGGCAUCAAAUCUUAUUUCAGGGAACUGAAGACCUGCAAGGCAGCAAGAGCCGUCUUUGGGGAAGGGGACGGGUGGUCUUGUGUCCCCGGCUGGGCUGGCUGUGGUGUUGGGCCCCUCCGGGUCUGGCGUUGCUCCCUGAGCCCCCAAAGUGCCUCCUAUGAUAGCAGGAGGCCCUUUCGGCGGGCAGAGUUUUAUCGCUUCUCGGCCUUUUGGCUAAGAUCAAGUGUAGUAUCUGUUCUUAUCAGUUUAAUAUCUGAUACGUCCUCUAUUUGAGGACUAUAUAUUAAAUGGAUUUUUGGGACUGGGAGAUGGAAUAGGGGCUUGCUCCAUCCACUCCACGCAUCGGCCUGGUAUUGCAGUACCUCCAGGAACGGUGCACCUCCCCACCCAGGGGAGAAUAAUGCUGGUUCAAAAACAGAUUGGAAAACUUUCUCUUUCUUUUGCUUGCUUGGCACUGUAGGCUAUGCUUCUUUUAGAGUGUUGUGGGUUUCCUGGGUUGUAUGGCUGUGUUCCAGUAGCGUUUUCUGCUAAUGUUUCAGCACCUGCAUCUGUGGCUGGCAUCUUCAGAGGAUCUGAUGGUAGUAAGGCAAGUGGACUAUAUAUACCUGUGGAAUGUCCAGGGUUGGAGAAAGAACCAUUUGCAUUGCAAAGGGACAAAGCCAUCCCCGCCUACAAGGGCACCAGGAGUCAGCUACAGCCAGACAUUGUCAUCUGAGACGAGGAAGGGAAGAAGAUCACCCAAGUGGACAUCACCAUCCCAUUGGAGAACUGGAGGGCUGCCAUGCAGGAGGCCGGAGAGAGGAAACAUCGUAAGUACGCUCCACUGACAGAGGCACUCAAGGCCAAGGACUACGACUCCUCACUCCAUGCCCUACUGGUUGGGGUCCUCUGCGGAUGGGACCCCAAGAAUGAACCCGUGCUGAGACCUUGUGGCAUUGGGAAGAAAUACGCCAAGCUGAUGCACUGGCUGAUGGUGUGUGACACCGUUCGAUGGUCAAGAGACAUCUACGUGGAACGUAUCUCCGGCCACCGCCAGUACAAGACUCCGGCUCACCUUCCCAACCAGUGGAGGGGAGUCACCAGCAGACCAUGGACUAUGAACGUACAAACCUGGAACAUAAGCUGUCUCCGAUUGUGAACUAGUUGCUGAUGUCCCUUCAGUGUGUGCCAUUCCAAUGUGGACUAUUUACCUGUGGACCUCAAAUAUGCGUUCCAGCGGUCGGGCUCCCAGUGAAGGUGGAAUAAUCCUUGCUUUGUACUGCCUCCUCCCCCCCACCAUGUUUUGCCCCUCCGGAGGAUGUGUGACCAUACUUUGCUGAAAAGGGAUUUUCAUGUGAUUCAGUCAUAUGAGUGAAGGAUUCCCCCAGAAUGAGGGUAUGCACUGCUGUUGGUGAAGAGGCAAAUUGAAUAGGGAAUUUAAACCCUGCCAUAAAAGGAAGGGGGAAAUACUUUUUGCAUUGAUCUAACUCUGAUCCAGAUGGCCCAAACUUACCUGAUCUCAUCAGAUCUCAGCAACUAAGCAGGGUCAACCUCUGUAAGUAUUUGAAUGGGAGACCAUCAAGGAACUCCAGUGUUGCCACGCACCACUGCAUUAUGGAGGGGCUUCAUUGGGAUGUUUAAAAUCAGUAUCUAAUCCUUAGUGUGGCCAGAUCUGUGAAUGAAUCCCAUGACAGGAGCCAUACACAAAUAAGAAAGAUCUUCCAGAAUCCUGUUAAACAUGUCAGGCCUGCAGAAAAACAUGAAAACUUUUUAAAAAAUUACACUUAGGGUUAGCCCCACCCCACAAAACAGAAAAAGCACCUGUAGCUUUAAGAAAAAAAAUACACUCUGUACCGUUGCUAGGGAAAUCAGUUUAACGUGUCUUUCAAAUUCUGUUCCUAUUCUAGCCCUAUAGAACUCACACUGGUAUAAGUGACAGUACAUGUAGCCAAUCACAAGCCUGGACCCAUGCCUUUAAGAGCAACACAAGAAGUGAUGCUAUACAAUCCCAGACCUGGAUGGCGGCCUGGGAUGUAACCAGGUACAGGUGGGCCUUCAGUUGUUAGAGCCAGUUGCCAUGGAGACAUGCCACAUGUCUACCUGUCUCUGAAAAGUAACUGAAUCCUCACAAGCCAUCACAGAAAGGAAAGCAGGUGUUUGCUCUCGUAAGACGGCUACAUGUAGUUAUUUCUUGGUUGCUCUUACAAUAGAGAUCCACGGAACCACAGAGGGAUGCAGACUUGAGAUAACAGCACCUGUUUAUUGAAGGAAUUCUAGAAGAAGUCGUAGAUCAAUUUUGUGAAGAAACCCAGCAUGAAAACUGUCGUCGUAAAAGAAGCCCAUGUAAACUUUAACAGGAAACAGCAGGCCUUUCCUAGGUAAUGUUAAUAUUUAAAGCAAUAGGUGAAAAUGUUCGGUAAUUCUUCAGUUCCCAUCUGAGAUCUUCAGAGAUCUUAAUAUUGCUGGAUGUCUUCUUGGAGGCCAAUGGACUCCCAUCCCCUCAGUAACUGAUGGCUUCAGAAAAUUCAUCCACACUAGAACCAGAGAUCACCCAACAAGAACAAAGUUUGCAAAUUCAGCUAUCUGGGAAGAAAAAGAAGAAAUUGAAAGGAAAACCAGAGUCAUCCGCAGAACUGGAGAGAGAACAUGCAGAGUCCUCAAAGAGAGAUGUUGAGAUUGAAGGCCUCACCAGAGCUGGACACCAGGCCCUGCUCCUUGGCAAAGAGGACGAGGCCUUGCAAAGUUUUAACCAGGCGUUUGCCCUUUCCUUAGAAACUUCAAGUAAGCGGGCCCAGAAGAUUUGCGCUUUCAAUUUGGGGGCAGCCUAUGUCGAGUGCGGCAGGCCUGAAAAGGGCUUGGAAUUCCUCCUCAAAUCCCAGCCCAAGGAAGACGAAGUGGCAGAGCACCAAGGGGACCUUUUUUUCAACAUGGGCGCCGCCCACGAAGGGCUGCAGGAUUUCCCCAAAGCUUUGGAGUAUUUCCGCAAAGCCCAGGGACACUAUCACUCCAUCCAGGCCGGAAGCGAGGCUGGCACGUACAUGAAGAUGGGCAUGUGCUAUCUGGGCAUGGAAGACCCUUCGCGAGCCGCUCAGUGUUUCCAGGAAGCUGGCCGGGCCUAUGCGGAAGUCGGCAGCUUGGAAGAGGCGGCGACGGCUCUCAACGAAGCCAGCAAAUACCUGUUGCGGAGCCAACAGCACGGGGCCAGCGAGAUCGUCAAGGUGUUGAACGAGUGUCGCUUGUGGUGUGACCAAAUCUCAAACAAAGCCCUGCUGGGAAAACUCUACAAUGAUAUUGGGCUCACCUACUCUCAGCUCAAAAUCUUCUCCUUAGCGGCUGAGAGCUUUGAGAAGGCUCUUCCGCUCUGCCAAAGUGACACAGACAACCAGUAUAAGGAAGCGAUCGUCCUUCAGAACCUCGGAGCUGUGCACAACACCCUCGAGAAUUUCAGCACGGCCGUGGGGUUCCACCGCAGGGCCGCUUCACUACACAGUACCCUGGGGAACAGAAGAGCCCAAGGGCAGUGUUUUGGUAACUUGGCCUACGCGUUUAGCCAGCUGGGUGACCAUGAAGCAGCUGGAGAACAUUACCUUCAUGCCCUACAGGCCUUCAAGGACUCAGAGGAUCUUCAAGGGCAGUGGCAGGCUUGCGAAGGACUUGGGGCAUCACGCUUCCACCUGGGAAAUCCCGAGAAGUCCAUUUUGCAUUACAAAGAGGCUCUGACUCUUCUCUCUAAAUGCCAGGAUGUCUCAGAAACAGCUCAGGAGAGAAUCGUGAACAAACUUACUGACGCCCUCCAAUCCAAGCUUUCCGUGAACAGUUCUUUCUCCCACAGUAGAGGGAUCACCCCAGCUGCUCCCAUGAAGCACAUCCCUACAUCCCAGGCCUCGAGCCAGGUCCGGUUCACCAUGCCGCUAUACCACAAGAAUGAGAAUUUGGCCCACAUCAGCGAGUCAUCCUUUGCCCCACAGAGCCAUCAGACACAGCCUGGGGAAGAGAAACCUGUGCCUGCCCUGUUGAACCAGAGGCCUCAACCACAGGGGGAAGCAGCGAUCCCUCCAAAUGACCAGAUGAAAACACAGCAGGCUGUUUACGGAGUGUCCGAGAUGGGAGCGGCCUCUAAGCAGGCAGCCCACAGAGACAGAGUUCCCACUGUCCGAAUUCCAAAUGGCCACGCGAUGCUGGCCAGCAGCAGCACUACUGAAGGAGGCGAUCAGCCUAGGAUGGCUUCCGACGGCCGUAACCAGACACAGGUUAACAGCAAUGCCUGCCUAUAUCCAGAUUCCUUCUGCCACACAUGCUUCCAGGACGGAAAGUUCCAUCCUUCACAAAGAAGCCACCAGGAAUACAAAACUGGCCAGUUGAGAAUGAGAACCUUAGAAAGGGCGGACUUCCCCAGCCAAACUACUGAGCCCUGCCAACACAGGAAGAAGAGGAUCCCAUUCAGGUCUAUUUUGUGUGCCCUGAUGUGACAACAUCUGGGUGCUGGGCCUGUUGACUGCUUAAGUUGUCAUCCUGACUUCCAUACGAAGGUCCGUGUCUUCAUCCCCAUCCACAGACUCCGUCCCGCUAACUCUCAGGAACUUCCUUGUGGAUCAGACUAGAAGGUCCUCCUCUUCCAGCUCAGUUCCAACUGUGGCCAGUCAAAUGCUUCUGGGAAGCCCACAAGCAGGACACGAAGGUCCACCUCUGCCACUUGCUCCCCAGCAAGUGAUGUUAAGAGGUCCACCACCUCUGAAUCUUGGAGGAUCAAUUUUGCCAUAACGGCCACAGCCAUAGAUAGAUCUGUCUUCGGUAUCCUUGACUAAAGGUAAAAUGUGUUGUUAAUCUGUAGCUUGUUCAUGGCUACCCCAUGAAUGAAUUUCCACCUCAUGGGGCUUUCAAGGCAAGAGAUGAACGGAGGUGGUUUGCCAUUGCCUUCCUCUGCAAAGCAACCCUGGACUUCCUUGGUGGUUUCUCAUCCAAAUACUGACCGUGGUCAACCCUGCUUAGCUUCCAAGCUCUGAUGAGUUCGGGCUUUUCUGGGCUAUUAGGGUUGCUACACAUCUUCGUCUAAUCCCCUUUUAAAGUCAUCUGAGCUAAAUAUUGAGAUGAAACCCAUAAGUGUACUCACAUGCAAUGAGCUUGAAAAGUGUUUUAUGCAUUGCCAGGGGAAGUAUUACCUAUUGCCUAACCUGAAUCUACUGCCAAUUGAUUGUAUCAGGUGACCCAAAGUGCUACUAGCAAUGUUCUAAGAGAUGGGGCAAAAAUGUCUCUCUAUCCAUCUUCUCCACCAUAUCAUACAUAAUUUUAUAAAGCUCAGUCAUUUCCUCAGUUGUUCUUUCCUGCAUAAAUUACACAGCCUCAAAUGUUUUAAAGAAGAAGAGGAGUAGUUUUGGAUUUAUAUCCCACCUUUCCCUCCUGUAAGAAGACUCAAGAUGGCUUACAAGCUCCUUUCCCUUCCU
Messenger RNA from Sphaerodactylus townsendi, 5474 nucleotides. It is a transcript of the gene TTC24, whose product is annotated as tetratricopeptide repeat domain 24. The coding region runs from base 2544 to 4502 and encodes 652 amino acids. Gene Ontology annotation, molecular function: protein binding. NCBI's taxonomy places the organism in Eukaryota, Metazoa, Chordata, Lepidosauria, Squamata, Sphaerodactylidae. The transcript is spliced from 12 exons. The record is from RefSeq and is a predicted model, not a curated record.